Messenger RNA from Colletotrichum scovillei, 3124 nucleotides. Its product is annotated as Spc97/Spc98 family protein. The coding region runs from base 585 to 2912 and encodes 775 amino acids. The record is from RefSeq and is a predicted model, not a curated record. Gene Ontology annotation, molecular function: gamma-tubulin binding; microtubule minus-end binding. Gene Ontology annotation, biological process: cytoplasmic microtubule organization; meiotic cell cycle; microtubule nucleation. Gene Ontology annotation, cellular component: spindle pole; gamma-tubulin complex; centrosome. Lineage: Eukaryota; Fungi; Ascomycota; Sordariomycetes; Glomerellales; Glomerellaceae. The transcript has 2 exons.
CUUCCAUCAAUGCGACUACUGUGAUAUUGGAAGGGAUCAGGCCCUCAGCAUGGAGCCUUCUUGACAUCGGUGCUGUUUUGUUGUGGCUCGCGCUCUCCUGUUCCCGUCCGAGUGAAAGACAGAGAGAUUGGAUUUCCUUUUGGGUUCGUGCCACGAUACCUUAGUUCUAUGCAGCCCAAACAGAUCAGGUAAUUUUAUCCAUUUGCCAACCAUCCGUCACCUGUUGUUGCAACGCAGCCCAACCCUCCCCGUCUUUUGCUUCCUCCCGCCGACCUGCCCCGCCAUCCCGCCAAAUCCUAGACGACAUCCACCCGGCAGUUUUCCUCUGCGCCGUAUUGCCAACCUCCACUCACCGAGAAACGAGUAAAUGUGUCGCUUCGAGCUAUUAGGCGCUUUCAUCUUGCUUCUCCGUGACUUUGGCGAAAAGUCAAGGUCCAAGAAGCCGCCGCAACCACGCGAAAUGUGCCACAUCCUCCUCCUCCUCCUCCGUCCCUUUCUUUGAACCCACGAUCGAAUCCCUGUCUGUAACCUAAUCCCCGACUAACACCUCGAUUCUCUCCCCUCACUAGAAGCAAACAGCCGGCAUGCUCCACGAAAUCCUCCUCGCCCUCUCUGGGCACCCCUCCCCUCUCCUCCGAACCGACAACACAGAUCCCAAUGCGCUAUCAACGGCAAUCUCACCACCGGAGCGCGAACUCCUAGCCACCGCCGCCCACCUGAGCGACCUCCAUGUCAAACUGCAGAGCUACACCGCCCCCAUCGCCGCCGAGCACCCAUCUACGAUAUGCCGCGCCACGGCCACCGCGAUACAGUCCGUCCACCUAGCCGCUUUCCAGCGCAAGGUCCUCGAUGUCGAGGAGACGAUACUGCGCAAGGACUCCAGUCUUGUCGGCGCCUACAACAUUGUGCCAUUGACGGCCGUUGUGGGGGAGUUUUCCGAGUGGACGAGACGCAUGGAAUGGUUGUGGGAGAUUGUGCAGUUUAUGCUGAAGAAGCAGCAAGGGCAAACGUGUCGCGGCGCACAGCUGAUUGACAGGCUGAGGAGUGAGCUGCAGAGUGGCUAUGUCGAUAUUGAGAGGACGGCUAUGAGCCUCGUAUCCGUGGCAGAGACGGCCUGGCUGAAGCAGGUUUCUGCUUGGAUCCUCUACGGACGGUUGCCGACCUUUGGAGGGGAGGACUUUUUUGUGCAAAAGUCGGAGGAAGGUGACCAGGAAUACAUCUCGGUGCCGGCUUUUCUACCUAACUUUGUAACCCUACCAACGGCAUCGUCAAUGCUCUUCAUCGGCAGAUCGCUCAACCACGUCCGUGUCAAGGGCAGUGUUGAAUCUGGCCUUCAAGGCCUCGAUCACCUGUCUUCACAACUAAAAGAGCUAUCCGCUUUAACCUACCCUCUCCACACGGCGAGCUUCUCGCGCGCCAUUACCUCGAUUCGCCUCACACUCUCACGGACGAUCUUGCUCAAGCUCCUGCCUCUCGCCAAAGUCGUUGAAGCACUGCAGGUUUUGCGAGAAUUCUUCCUUCUUGGCCGCGGCGAAUUUGCCAUGGCUCUGACGCAGCAGGCUGACGAGAAGCUCCGGAGCAGAUGGAAGAGAUCCGACAAUCUCGCGUAUGAGAAGCGAGAAGGCCUCGGCACCUUUGCCGUCAAGGAGGGCGAGGUCGCCGCCGUGCUGGCUAAGACGUGGGCGGCCAUGGGCUUGAUGCAGGGACAGCACGCGGACGAAGACGAGGGGUUGGAGAUUGCAAGGGAGCUUCUGCGGUUGACUCUCACAAAGUCCAAGCCGGCAGUGCCUCUCAAACUCGAAGCAAGCGUAUCACGGCCCACGACGAAAACUCUGGCCACGACACCUUUCCGCAACCUCCUUUUAUCAGUCCCUGUCGUCUUGACGAUGCAGAUUCCCUCGCCCAUGGACAUGUUCCUUACCCCUUCCGACUUACAGAUCUAUUCCACCAUCAACUCAUACCUCCUCUCUAUUCGCCGAGCACACAUUCGUCUCACUGAGCUGUGGAAGAUCACAUCCUUACGCCGGCAUCAUCCGGCAUCCCCAGGACCACCCGCCGGAAGCACUCGAGCAGGGCGCUCUAAGGUGAUACUGCUGCGUCAGCGCUAUACGCAGCGGUCCAAUGCAUUGCGCAGCGCCUGGGUGACAUGCAGCUCUGCGCUAUUCUUUCUCUCCGAGACGGAGGCAUACUUGCAAACGGAAGUAGUGGCCGGCCUAUGGGACGGCUUUCACGACUGGCUGGCUCCCAAGGAAGAGACGGACGGCACUGAAACGGGGCCUCAGGGUGUAUCGACCAAGGCAGCAUCCAAACCUUCGACAGAAGUCGAGGCAGAAUAUGAGGAGGACGACGACAUAUGGCUAGCUCAGAGCACGCCUACAACAAAGUCACCCGAGCGAGCAGAACCAACCACAACCACAGCUCACGACCCCCAGAGUCUCGCCACGGCCCACAGAGCCUACCUCCGCGCCCUCUCCACCCGCCUCCUCCUCACCUUUCCCACCUACACGGACCCGCUGUACAACCUCCUCACGCACACGGAUCACCUCGUCGCUCUGACGCAGCGUCUCCACGCUGUCUGGACCUCGAUGGACCUCGAAGCUGACGCGGGCGUCGUCGACGCCUUUGUGGAUCUCGAGAUUGAGGAAAAGGAGGUCCGCGCCGCGAUCCGCGACGUGGAGAAGCAUGUCAAGGACGGAAUCCGGGACGUGAUUGCUGCGUUGCGGGGCUUGGAGGCAGACCCGGCGGCGUUUGCAGACGAGGAGGAGGGCGGCGAGGAAGGGGUGCUUAGGGAGGAAGGGGAGUAUGUCCCACGGAGGGUCGGUGGCGUGGAGAGGUUAUUGAUGAAGCUUGAUUUGGCAGGCUGGUUUGGCGAGAGGAAGGAUGAUUUCGGGUUCGUGUUUAGUGAGUACUGAGCGCGGCGAAUGGAUACUGGCAUAAAGAGCGAGCAUUUGCAACAACAAGCGGACAUACGCGCAUGGAAUCAACGAAGCAUGUUGCCACCCCCGCAAAGGGCAGCAGAUUUCGCGGAACCUUUCAGACUCCUCUAGAUACCCCUUAUUCGAUGAGGAUCACCAAACGAGGGUAUCAAAGCGGGGAGAAGUAGUACAACGAUGGAAAGGGAUAC